Molecule: messenger RNA, 2396 nt
Organism: Miniopterus natalensis
Lineage: Eukaryota; Metazoa; Chordata; Mammalia; Chiroptera; Miniopteridae
Source: RefSeq, a predicted model, not a curated record
AGCCCCAGCAGAAUGCUGCCUGUGGCCACUGUUUUCCUUGAAGGAGAGUCUGGGAGUUGGAACCUCCAUCCUGAUCCUGCAGCAGCAUGACAGUAACAAUGGCAGUAAUAAAUCAGAAAAUCCUCAGCUGUAUGUGAGCAGCUCCUUUUGACCUCACACAUGCCUCCAUUUUAUAGAUGAGGCAGCUGAGGCUCAGCAAGGUUUAGGGACUUGUCCAAAGUCACAUAGCAAUCAAGCAUUGGGAUUUGCUGGCACUUGAACCCAGGCAGUCUGAUGCCAUGUUGACUCUCAAAGAGAACUGACCCAGUGGCUGAACAGAUGGUUGCCCCCCUUCCAUGCCAGGCCCUGUGCUGGGGUCUAGUGAUUCCAAGAUGAAUCAGACCCUGCCCCUGCCCUACGGCGCUGUGACUUUGGGCAUGUUCCUGCUUCUAAUUUCCCCUUGGUAAAGGAACCUAGCACUGUGGUACUUACCCUAUAGGUUUGGGUUUAGCAUGGAAGUUGGCAUCAGGUAAACAUUUCAUGAACAUUAGUUGCUACCCUGAGGUAUAUGGGUGCCCACUAUGUGCUAUGUAUUGGUGGGCAUGGAAAAUGGGGACAUGUGCCUCCAUGGUGUGGGUCCUUUUCCUCCACUCAAGCAUCGAGGGAGGGCCCAUCCAGCAGUGUCGCCCCCCUGUCCCUCCCACCAGCUCAUCCUGUUCGGGCUCAGCAACCAGCUGGCAGUGACAUUCCGAGAGGAGAACACCAUCGCCUUCCGCCACCUCUUCCUUCUGGGCUACUCUGAUGGGGCAGAUGACACCUUCGCAGCCUACACACAGGAGCAGCUCUACCAGGCUAUCUUCUACGCUGUGGACCAGUAUCUGAUGCUCCCUGAUGUGUCGCUGGGCCGCUACGCAUAUGUACAGGGCGGGGGUGGCCCCUGGGCCAAUGGCUCAGCCCUGGCCCUCUGCCAGCGGUACUACCACCGUGGCCACGUGGACCCAGCCAAUGACACCUUUGACAUUGACCCAAUGGUCGUCACUGAUUGCAUCCUGGUGGACCCCCCUGAGAGACCCCUUGUGCCCCCCAAUGAUGAUUUCUCUCCCAUGGAUGGCAGCGCCAGUUACAAGAACCUCACGCUCAAAUUCCACAAGCUGAUCAACGUCACCAUCCACUUCCAGCUGAAGACCAUCAAUCUUCAAAGCCUGAUCAACAAUGAGAUCCCAGACUGCUAUACCUUCAGCAUCCUGAUCACGUUUGACAAUAAGGCAUACAGCGGGCGUGUCCCCAUCAGCCUGGAGACCCAGGCUCACAUCCAGGAGUGUAAGCACCCCAGCGUCUUCAGGCAUGGAGACAACAGCUUCCGGCUCCUGUUUGAUGUGGUAGUGAUGCUCACCUGCUCCCUCUCCUUCCUGCUGUGUGCCCGCUCCCUGCUCCGGGGCUUCCUGCUGCAGAAUGAGUUUGUGGGGUUCAUGUGGCAGCAGCGAGGACGGGCCAUCAGCCUGUGGGAGCGGCUAGAAUUUGUCAACGGCUGGUAUAUCCUGUUGGUCACCAGUGACGUGCUCACCAUCUCGGGCACUAUCAUGAAGAUCGGCAUUGAAGCUAAGAACUUGGCCAGCUACGACAUCUGCAGCAUCCUCCUGGGCACUUCAACGUUGCUCGUCUGGGUUGGUGUCAUCCGCUACCUGACCUUCUUCCAUAAUUACAACAUCCUCAUCGCCACGCUGCGGGUGGCCUUGCCCAGCGUCAUGCGAUUCUGCUGCUGUGUGGCUGUCAUCUACCUGGGCUAUUGCUUCUGCGGCUGGAUUGUAUUGGGGCCCUACCACGUGAAGUUCCGCUCGCUGUCCAUGGUGUCGGAGUGCCUAUUCUCACUCAUCAAUGGGGAUGACAUGUUCGUGACAUUUGCGGCAAUGCAGACGCAGCAGGGCCGCAGCAGCCUCGUCUGGCUCUUCUCCCAGAUCUACCUUUACUCCUUCAUCAGCCUCUUCAUCUACAUGGUGUUGAGCCUCUUCAUCGCACUCAUCACUGGUGCCUACGACACCAUCAAGCACCCCGGCGGUGCAGGCACGGAGGAGAGCGACCUCCAGGCUUACAUUGCGCAGUGCCAGGACAGCCCUACCUCUGGCAAGUUCCGCAGCGGGAGAGGCUCAGCUUGCAGCCUCUGCUGUUGCGGCAGGAGCAGGUUCGAAUCCAGGGAUGAUGCCGAGGAGAAUUCGCUGCUGGUGAAUUGACCCGGACCGCGACUGCCACUGGACAUUAGCCCCAGGACCCUGGACUGGGGAGAUCCUUGCCUAUUUAUUUUUAGGGUUUGCUUUUGAGGACUGGCUCUCUGCAGCACCCUGUGAAGGUGUGGGCCAGUUGAAUCGGACACUGGGGUGGGACAGGGGUAGGGUGGAUAUUAAAUAAAACAGGAAAAUAAA